AUGAAGCCGCCCAACACCGCCACCGCCAUCUUCCUAGUGCACUUCUUCACUUCUUUUUUCCUCUCUUUGCCAUGUUCAACCACUGCUUCAUCUCCAGCUCUAACAGCUCUCUACGCCUUCGGCGACUCCACCGACGACCCAGGAAACAACAACCAACUCGUGACUCUUUUCCGCAGCGAUCAUCCUCCAUACGGCAAAGAUUUUCCCUACCAAGUACCCACAGGGAGGUUCUCCGACGGAAAAUUAUCAACAGACUUCAUAGUUUCAUCAUUAGGGUUGAAAGAUCUCUUACCAGCAUAUCUAGACCCUAAACUCACCACAAAUGAUUUAUUAACCGGCGUUAGUUUUGCGUCUGCCGGUACCGGAUUAGAUGACUUGACGGCAGAAUUGGCCGGUGCACUAAAGAUCUCAAGUCAGCUAGAUUACUUUGAUGAAGCAGUGACAAGGAUGAAGGGAUUGGUUGGUGAAGAGAAGGCUAAGUUUAUAGUGGAAAAUGCUAUUUUUAUUAUUAGUGUUGGAAGUAAUGAUUUUAUGGAUAAUUUCUAUGAAUUGCCAACGAGAAAAUUUCAGUUUUCCAUUUCUGGAUAUCAAGAUUUUCUGCUUCAUGAACUUGAAUCCGCCAUUCAGAGACUAUACAAUGCGGGAGGGCGUAGAUUUGCGAUUGUGGGUCUGCCACCCAUUGGCUGCCUACCAAUCCAAGUGACAAUUGGCAGCUUAAUACCAGGCAAACACAUGUUUCAACGUGUGUGUGUGGAGCAGCAGAACACUGACUCUAUUGCCUACAACAUUAAGCUUCAAAGUCUAAUCUCAAGGUUAAAGGGUUCAUGGGCCAAGGGUGCCAAAAUAUCUUACUUGGACAUAUAUUAUCCAUUGGAGGACAUGAUCAAUAACCCAUCUAAAUAUGGAUUUGAAGAAACUCUUAGAGGUUGCUGUGGAUUGGGGAUAGUGGAAACAGGACCUCUAUGUGAUGUGAUGGAAGCAACAUGCAAUGAUGCAUCAAAAUAUAUAUUCUGGGAUGCUGUUCAUCCAACCCAAGCUACUUAUUUCUUCCUUGCUCAAACUGCUUUGCAGACAGUCAUCCCAUCUCUCCUCCCUUGA
Messenger RNA from Manihot esculenta (cassava), 1098 nucleotides. Its product is annotated as GDSL esterase/lipase At2g40250. Bases 1 to 1098 code for a protein of 365 amino acids. Gene Ontology annotation, molecular function: hydrolase activity, acting on ester bonds. Lineage: Eukaryota; Viridiplantae; Streptophyta; Magnoliopsida; Malpighiales; Euphorbiaceae. The transcript has 3 exons. The record is from RefSeq and is a predicted model, not a curated record.